This is a messenger RNA of Actinia tenebrosa (Australian red waratah sea anemone), 1680 nucleotides long. Its product is annotated as cyclin-dependent kinase 8. Gene Ontology annotation, biological process: protein phosphorylation. The record is from RefSeq and is a predicted model, not a curated record. Gene Ontology annotation, molecular function: ATP binding; protein serine/threonine kinase activity. NCBI's taxonomy places the organism in Eukaryota, Metazoa, Cnidaria, Anthozoa, Actiniaria, Actiniidae. Gene Ontology annotation, cellular component: nucleus.
ACGACGGCGCGCAGAUUGAUAACAAGAUUUUUCAACUGCUUUAAUUUCUCCUUAAAAACGAUGGAUUAUGAAUUCAAACUAAAGCUUAACGAACUCAGAGAACGAGUAGAAGACAUUUUCGAGUUUGACGGCUGUAAAGUCGGCCGAGGAACGUAUGGACACGUUUACAAAGCGAAGCAUAAAGACAGUGGAAGUGGUAAUGGCAGAGAAUAUGCUCUUAAGCAGAUCGAGGGGACGGGAAUAUCUAUGUCAGCAUGUAGAGAAAUUGCGUUGUUACGAGAGUUAAAGCACCCCAAUGUUAUUUCACUACAAAGAGUAUUCCUUUCACAUGCCGACAGAAAAGUUUGGUUAUUGUUUGACUUUGCUGAACAUGAUUUAUGGCACAUCAUCAAAUUCCAUAGAGCAUCCAAAGCCCAGAAAAAGACAGUUCCUGUCCCCAAAAGCAUGUUUAAGUCACUCUUAUAUCAAAUUCUAGAUGGUAUUCAUUAUUUACACUCCAACUGGGUUCUUCACAGAGAUCUGAAACCAGCAAACAUUCUAGUAAUGGGAGAGGGGAAUGAAAGAGGAAGAGUAAAAAUAGCUGACAUGGGAUUUGCUCGUCUAUUCAAUUCACCUCUGAAGCCCUUAGCAGACUUGGACCCUGUCGUAGUAACAUUUUGGUACAGAGCACCAGAACUACUUUUAGGAGCUAGACAUUACACAAAAGCAAUAGAUAUCUGGGCCAUAGGCUGCAUAUUUGCUGAGCUCUUGACCUGUGAGCCAAUAUUUCAUUGUCGUCAAGAGGACAUCAAAACAAGUAAUCCAUAUCACCACGAUCAGUUGGACCGCAUCUUCGGUGUCAUGGGAUACCCACAAGAAAAAGAUUGGGAAGACAUCAAGAAGAUGCCAGAACAUUCAACAUUACUAAAAGACUUUAGAAAAUCAAACUAUGCAAGUGCAAGCCUUUGGAAGUACAUGGAAAAGCAUAAAGUAAAACAAGACAGCAAGGCUUUUCAAUUAUUAUCUAGGUUAUUAGUAAUGGACCCAAAUAAGAGAAUCACUUCAGAACAAGCCUUACAGGACCCUUACUUCAAAGAAGAUCCUUUACCAACCCAAGAUUGCUUUGUCGGAAGUCCAAUUCCUUAUCCAAAGAGAGAGUUUCUCAAUGAUGAUGACAACGACAGUAAAUCCAAUGCUUCUAAGAAUAAUCAAGGGAAGCAAGAUAACUCAGACACCAAUGGCCAACCCAACUCCAAACGCAUGCGUGGACUGUCAGUCCAUCAACCAGACCAGUUCCAGAAACAACAACAGCAAAAACAGCAGCAGCAGCAACAACAGCAGCAGCAGCAACAACAACAACAGCAACAGUCGUAUGCCUUCCAGAAUCAGACCAACCAGCCGCAACAGCUUCAGUUUAUGUUUGGUAAUAACGGAGGAAACGCACAAAGUUAUUCCAAUCAACAAGGAAGAUUUUGAUCCUUAACUCACACACAGACGAUUAGAUUCACUAUUUUCCAUACAUUGGUACACUGGCCAAACACAAAGCGCUCAAGAGAGGCGCCAAGGUACUUUCAAAGGAUAAUUCCAAUUCGAACCUUGCAACCUCGACUGAAUGCUUUGUGUUUGAGCAGUGAACCGAUGUAUGGAAAAUGUUGAAUUCACUCUUUCUACCUUGAGUGUAAUGAUUUCCCAUUUCAGACC